Molecule: messenger RNA, 636 nt
Organism: Triticum turgidum subsp. durum (durum wheat)
Lineage: Eukaryota; Viridiplantae; Streptophyta; Magnoliopsida; Poales; Poaceae
Source: the annotation of a GenBank genome assembly
AUGCAGAUGACAGAUCUGUACCAAGAGGCCUAUGGAGAAUCAUCGCAUGAACAAAUUCCUAAUAGCUCGAAACACCUUCUUACCAAGAUCAAGGCUUUGUAUGCUAAUAAUCCGAAACAUCAUGGAGAAGGCACAAGUUCUAGAAAUAUCUGUGUUCAAACAAGUCAAAUGCGUCAUGGAGAAGGUUCGAAUUCAAGAAAUAUCCAUCCUCAAACAAGUCGUAUGCUCCACCAUGAUACAGAGGACGAAGUAUAUGAUUAUGAGCCAACCUCCGGUUUGGUCACGUUGCUGGAUAAAUUGAGCUUAAGAGAGAACCAUAAUGAUGCAAUCACGCAAGACCUAUCUGAUGUUCCACCUGAUGAGAGAACUUUGUUCGUGACAUUUUCUAAUGGCUAUCCACUGACCAAGGAUGAACUACACGAAUUUUUUAUGAGGCACUAUGGAGAUAUUGAAGAAAUAAGUGUAGAGGAGCCAAUCGGAAGUAGGCCACCACUGUACGCACACAUUACAUUUUACUCACAGAUGACACUCUUCCGUGUUCUAGACGGGAAUAUGAGAGUUAAGUUCAUGACCAGGGGAAAACAUCUAUGGGCUCGACAGUAUGUGCCAAAGAAGAAGAAGACAAUUGAUGUCUGA